Erigeron canadensis is the source of this 3303-nucleotide messenger RNA. Its product is annotated as disease resistance protein Roq1-like. Gene Ontology annotation, molecular function: ADP binding. The transcript is spliced from 4 exons. Lineage: Eukaryota; Viridiplantae; Streptophyta; Magnoliopsida; Asterales; Asteraceae. Gene Ontology annotation, biological process: defense response; signal transduction. The record is from RefSeq and is a predicted model, not a curated record. Bases 1 to 3303 code for a protein of 1100 amino acids.
AUGUCUUCUUCAAUGUCGUCUUCAAGUGUAAUAGGAAGAAAAGGAGGAUGGACGUAUGACGUUUUUCUAAGUUUCAGGGGUGAAGACACUCGCUAUAACUUUGUUGAUCAUCUUUUUGCUGCUCUAGAUCAGAAAGGAAUACACACCUUCAAAGACGACAAGAUGCUCGGUGGAGGCCAACCCAUCUCCGAAGAGCUAGUGAAAGCCAUAAAAGAAUCAAGGUGGGCUAUUGUUGUUUUCUCUAAAAACUAUGCCAACUCUUCAUGGUGUUUGGAAGAGCUUUCCAACAUCAUGGAUUGCCAGGAUCAGUUGGGCCAGAAGGUGUUACCUGUGUUCUACCAUGUCGAUCCCUCCGACGUUCGGGGACAAAAAAGAGAUUUCGCAACUGCAUUUGAGACGCAUCAAGACAGGGGUGAAUCAGCAUUUAUAACCAAAAUUGUUGAAGAGAUAUUAGCCGAUAGACAACCUCGAGUUGGUAGUAGGGAAAACCAUCUAAUUGAUAUACGGCCUCGUAUUGAUGCCUUAAUUUCAUUAUUGAAAAUGGAGGCAACCGAAGAGGUCCGCAUUGUGGGGAUAUGGGGAAUGGGAGGGCUUGGGAAGACAACUAUUGCCCGAGCCUUAUUUAACAGAAUUGCUCAUAAGUUUCAGGGUAGUAGUUUUGUUACUGACGUUAGAGAGAAUAGCUCUAGUAAAAAAGAUAUGUGCACCUUACAAGAGAGGAUAUUAAGUAAUAUUCUAGGGGAGGGUCAUGGAUACAAGAUAGACGAUUAUGAUCAAGGAGCACAAAUAAUCCAAGAAAGAUGUUGCAGAAAGAAGGUCCUUCUUGUUCUUGAUGACGUUAACGAUGUAAAGCAGUUAGAGUUCCUAGCUGCAACCAGUGAGUGGUUUGGUCCGGGAAGUAGAAUCAUUAUAACCACCAGGGAUCAGCAUUUAUUAUCAUAUGUUAAUGCUGACGAGAAGUACAUACCUCCUCUUUUACAUAGAGAUCAAGCUCUUGAGCUCUUCAGCAGGCAUGCUUUUAGGAUGAGUAGCCCUCCAGAUGGUUAUAUAGAACUCACAAAUUGUGCAAUAAAUUAUACACAUGGUCUUCCUCUUGCCUUGAAAGUUUUAGGCUCAUUUUUAUGUGGAAGAGAGGCAAGUGUGUGGGGAAGUGCUUUGGAUACACUAGCAAAAACACCAAGUGGCGAGGUUUUGGACACACUGAAGUUAAGUUUUGAUUAUCUAAAAGUUUUUGAGAAACAAAUAUUCCUAGACAUUGCAUGUUUCUACAAGGGGGAAUAUGUAGAUGAUGUUACUAGAAUACUAGAUAGCUUCGGUUUUGACCCGGUUAUAGGGAUUAGCGUUCUUGUUGAAAAAUCUCUUAUAACUGUCUCAUCAAACAAUAAACUAAAUAUGCAUGAUCUCAUACAAGAAAUGGGUCGGAAAAUAGUUCAAACAAGUGCUCCGAAUAGCAGGCUAUGGGAACUCAAAAAGAUCCACGAUCUAAUCAACUCUAAGGAACUAGAAUUAGUUGAGGGCAUAGUGAUACCAUGGAGUUAUUGGAACUGUGAUGUUGACUUGAAGCAGAGUCUGAGUGCUAAUGCUUUUAAGAGUAUGAAGAAUCUUCGGGUACUCGAUUGUUACAGAAAAUUCACUUUUCGUAAACCUACCUUUCUUCCUGAUAAGUUACGAUGGUUUCGUUGGAGAGAAUACCCAUUCUCUUCUGUGCCUGUCACACACAUGAGUAAGCUUGUUGGGCUUGAAAUGGUGAAGGGCAAAAUUAAGCAUUUAUGGAAGGGGGAAAAGGUAUAUAGUACAUUGAAACCAAACUACUAUCUAGCAUCAGAAGUUUCUUUGUAUAAAAACCAAAACUUGAAAUUCAUUAACCUUCAAUGGUGUGAAUCCCUAAAAAGGUUUCCAGAUGUAUCAGGGGCACCAAAUAUCGAGAGAUUGGAUUUGUCAAAGUGUGGGAAUCUGGUGGAGGUUGAUGAGUCUGUUGGGAGUUUGAAAAAGCUUCUUUACUGGGACAUGACUGAUUGCUAUGAACUCAAGUGUCUCCCAUCCAUGCUCCACAUGGAAUCCUUGGAGACCCUCAUUCUCCAUAGCUGCUGGUCUCUUAAAAGAAUCCCAGAAUUCUCGCCAAGUAUGACCAACCUAUCUAAAUUGAAUAUUUAUAAUUGUCGGGAAGUAGAAGAAGUGCCAUCGUCCAUAACAUAUCUUGCCAACCUAAGCUACUUGAAUCUAGAUCUCUGUGGAAUUAAGAACAUUCCAAACUCAAUUUGGGAGUUAAAGUGUCUCAACACCCUUGGCCUUUCUUAUUGUAAAAUAGUAGGGAAAUUGCCACAUGAUUUUCAAAGUCCGAAAGAGCUUCACAUAGACUCCAUUCACAUUCAUUCUUUGAUAAACUCUUGUUACUUGAGAAAGUUAGAACUUCGUGGUGAUUUGGGAGACAAGGACUUCCCCAAAAAUCUGCAUGGACUUUCCUUGUUGGAAGAACUACAUAUAUGGAGCAACAAUAAAUUAAUCCAGUUACCCGAAAGCAUCUCCCAUCUUUCUAGUCUUAAACACCUCGUGAUAGUGUUUAGCGAACUUCAAACUUUACAUGGCCUCCCACCAGGAAUACAAGUAUUGACAUUAAAUUAUUGCACAGCACUGGAAAUUGAAGAUCUGUUAAAGGAGAUUAAGUAUUUGAACAAGAUACAUAUCUCAUAUUGCCCGCAACUGCUAGAAGAUGGAAGAAACUUGGAUAAAAUGUUUGAUCAAUCUUUCCUAAAGAAGUGUGCUGCAGUUGAUGGUUGUUUGAGUAUCAUGGUUCCUGGGAGGCAUAUUCCAAGUUGGUUCAUAGAACAGCGGGAUGGGUGCAAGAUAGGACUGAAGUUACCUCCCAAAUGGCAAACUGAAAUCAUUGGGUUUGCUUUGUGUUGUGUUUCAACAAUAAAUAUACAAGAACUUAGCAUAAAUUUGAGAUUCGAAAAUGAUGAAGCGUUGUUUUCAAAGUCAGAGGCUAACAAUAUAAAUGAAACCGUACAAGCUGGUAAGUAUUUGUGGACCGGUUAUAUACCAUAUAGUUUGUUCGAACAGUUCCAUGGUGACAAUGAUAAUGAUUUUGAAGGUGAAGAUUGGUUUCAUAUGACCCAAGGUAAUCUUGUCUUUAGAAUAUCACAGUAUUAUUCGGGGGAAAUUGUAAGGUGUGGGGCAAAAGUUGUGUACAAAGAAGAGGUGACAUCCAUCCAACAAACCAUUCCCUCUAUUUCUUCUUUUUAUUGGAGCUGGAAGCUUACCAAAGAUGGGUUCACCAAUUCAUUCAAUUGUUCUUGGGUUUAA